This is a messenger RNA of Cordyceps fumosorosea ARSEF 2679, 1386 nucleotides long. Its product is annotated as UDP-glucuronosyl/UDP-glucosyltransferase. The record is from RefSeq and is a predicted model, not a curated record. Gene Ontology annotation, molecular function: UDP-glycosyltransferase activity. NCBI's taxonomy places the organism in Eukaryota, Fungi, Ascomycota, Sordariomycetes, Hypocreales, Cordycipitaceae. The transcript has a single exon. The coding region runs from base 1 to 1386 and encodes 461 amino acids.
AUGGCUCCAUCGCGCACUGAGUCCAUCACCAACGGCCUGCCCGACAAGUCCACGUUAAAAAUCAUAGCCCUCGCCUCUCCGGCGGAUGGCCAUACCUAUCCCAUUCUACGCAUCGUCGAGGAGCUGGUUCUCCGCGGCUACGAUGUGACCUUCCUCGCCGGCGAUGACUUCAAAGACCGCGCCGCCGCCGCGGGAGCCCACCACGUCACCGUCCCGCCUUACAACAACAUACCGGGCAUCAUCGCCGAGCUCACCGCCAUCACGGACAAUAGUGAGCGGGUUGCCAGGGCCAUGAUGAGGCUCUUCAUCGAGCCCACCGCGGACCGCAUGACCGUGUUGUACCCGGCCCUCGAGCGCGUCAAGCGGGAGAACCCGUCGCACAAGAUCGUGCUCCUCACCGAGUCGUUCUUCCUCGGCGAUCAUCCACUAUAUUUCGGUGCGCCGCUGCCGGAGGGUUUCACGACGCGGCCGCGCGCUGUCAACAUCAACGCCUGCUGCUACGGGCUGAGCAGCGUCGACACCGCGCCCUUUGGCCUGACCGUCGUGCCGGACGGUACGACGGAGAGUCGUGCCAUCUACAAGCAAAUGUACUCGGACUUGCUGUCCGGGCCGCUCAGCGCUGCCAUGACGCUCCAAAAGAAGACCUUCACCGACCUUGGUGCGGAGGACCUCGAACAUGUCCAAGGGCGCCAUCCGCUGGACGUCAUCACCACCGCGGCCGACGUCACGCUGCAAAUGUGCCCGCCGAGUCUUGAGUAUCAACGCUCCGACGUCCACCCCAAGGUCCGUUUUGUAGGUGCUCUACCGCCUCGCCUCUCCAAGCAAAGCUUCACUGCACCGCCCUUUUGGGAUGCCGUCACCCAGGGCGACAAGCCGGUGGUGGUCGUGUCGCAGGGCACGGUGGCGGUGCACUACGACCAGCUCCUCGUUCCUACCAUGCAUGCGCUCGCGGACAGGGACGAUCUCGUAGUCGUCGCCAUCUUGGGAAGCAGAGGUGCCAAGCUGUACGACGAAGUCGCCGUGCCCUCCAACUGCCACGUCGUGGACUACCUCUCGUACGACAGGCUGCUGCCCUACGCUUCCGUGUUCAUCGUGAAUGCCGGCUACGGAGGCUUCAUGCAUGGCGUUGUGAACGGCGUGCCGAUGGUGCUGGCGGGCGCGAGCGAGGACAAGCCCGAGGUGGCGAACCGCGCCGAGUUUGCGGGCGUGGGAAUCAAUCUGAGGACAGGAACGCCGUCGCAGACUCAGAUUCGGGAUGCAGUGGAUGAGGUUCUGUCAAACUCAAGGUACGCGAAGCGUGUGAAGGAAGUCCAGGUAGAGAAUGAGAAGAUGAGAGCGAUGGACUCGGUUGAGGAAGAAAUUCUCAGAUGGGCAGCCAUGGACUGA